Molecule: messenger RNA, 1059 nt
Organism: Oldenlandia corymbosa var. corymbosa
Lineage: Eukaryota; Viridiplantae; Streptophyta; Magnoliopsida; Gentianales; Rubiaceae
Source: the annotation of a GenBank genome assembly
AUGUGCACUAUGAUCCAAGCAGGGAAAGUUACUAGAAGGAAGGGAGGUAAUUCACGGAAAUAUAACCCUCUUACGGCAGAGUUUCCCAUUGCAAGAUUGGAUGGUCCCAUUAGUGCAGAACUCAUUGAAAUGUGGGAAGCAAAAUGUUCCAUCUCUCAAAGACAAGAACCACAAGUCCUUUCGCUGUACGAGAAGCUUCGGGAAUCACUUGUUCAAGGUGGGAAGCAAGGGUUCAAUGCUUUCUCAAGUUCAGCUGAGAACAUGGAUAAUGGCAUUGACAGUGAGGAUGCAGGAGGCGAUCUUCCAGAUUCUGACAUUCCAGAUAACAAUGAAGAUGCACCUGAACAUGACGAGGAUGAAAGCAAUACUCACCUAAACGAUGGUUACACUUAUGAAGAUCCCAAUUCUAAUAAAAGCCUUGAAGAUCUUUGUCGCUCCCACUUGGAUUCCCUGCUUGCCAACCUUGCAGAAACUGAGAAGCAGACCGAAAUGGCUGCCCGAGUUUCGACAUGGAAACAAAGAAUUGAGGAGAACUUGGAAGAGCAGGACUCACGACCGCCUUUUGAUAUCCACGAGUAUGGUGAACGGGUGUUGGAAAAGCUCCAUACGGAAAGACACAAUGGGAGUUCCAUGGCUUUUAAUGAUGUUGUCAAAGGCCAAGAAAAGCAUGAUGUCGCGCGGACAUUUUCUGCUCUUCUGCAAUUGGUAAACAAUGGAGAUGUUGAGCUGGAAAAGAGUGGCAGUCGCGGGGAACAUAUAUGUUACACUUCUGAGAAUACCUUUUAUGUGAAUCUCCUUCGGAACAAGCAGCAAAGUGAUGGCCUCAUGCCACGAAUAACGAAGAAGAGAGCUAACUCACAGAAAGGACGCGCAAAAGAUUACAAUAAGCAGCCUGCUGGUAAAGAAAACAUUCCAGUGACCAUAGUAUCACCUUCAAUAUCCACUUCAAGUUGUAGGUUCUCUAUAAAAAUUGGUAAGCCUGGUGUUACUAGUAGAUGCACUCCUGAAGGUAAAAAGAGGCGAAAAUCACGGUUUAUUCUUCGGGACGAGCCAGUAUAG